AUUUGCAGAUACUAGUAAGAAAUAAAGAUGGCAAUGAUAGAAGGACAAUUGUGUGACACUUCCAACUUAUCAUUUCCAAUGAUACGCCUAGAACGAAGAAGAGCGCUUGAUGUUUUUAUUGAUUUCAUGCUCAAAAAUCAACCCUGUAGAAUAUAUACCAAAGCAACGGCUAAAUGGAAAAGUCGACGGCAAUGGGUGAAACAUGUUAAUGGGAAAAGUGCUAUAAAUGUCGAGUUUUUUAUUAAAAAAUAUGGGCAUAUGGAAGUACCAUUGGUCAAAGAAAGAAUUGAUAAGAUAAUGGAAAAUCGUGAAAAAUGUAUGGAUUAUGAGGAAAAGUCCUCAUCUUCAUGUUCCCUAAACUUUAUGAAAUGUCAGAAAAUGAAGCUUAAGGAUUAUAUUGAGAUAAUGCGAAAGAAUAAUGGGUCAAAUAAUAUUGGCUAUGUCAAAGAUUGGCAUUUUCAGCAAGAAUCGGGGACAUCCUACGAAAUGUAUGGAUUACCAUCUGUUUUACGUUUUGAUUGGAUAAACAAUGAACUAUGGUCAAAUGAUGAGCGUAAUCAACUAGGCGACUAUCGCUUCGUUUAUUUCGGAGCCAAGAAUACUUGGACACCAUUUCAUGCCGAUGUGAUGAGUUCAUAUAGUUGGUCGGCCAAUAUUUGCGGACGAAAGCUUUGGUAUUUUGUACCACCGAACAGGGAAGAAUGCUUUAGAAUUGAUCGUGACACAUUUUUAGAAGAUAUUCGAACGGUUCAAGAUAAAUGGCCUAAAGCUACUGUCAUAUCAUUCAUCCAAGAAGAAGGGGAAAUUGUUUUCGUUCCUUCCAAUUGGUAUCAUCAAGUACAUAAUUUGGAAGAUACAGUUUCCAUCAACCAUAACUUUGUUAAUGCAAGUAAUGUGGAUUUAAUUGUUGAACUGAUAAUCAAACGUCUGAUGGAUAUAGACAGGGAAUUAGCCGAUUGUAGAUCUUGUUUCUCAUCCGAGGAAUACAACAGCUACUGCGAGAAAAUAUUGGCUGCAGAUAUUCGGGUGAACCUAGCGCAACUCAGUUCAUUACUUCAACUUAUUAUAAAGGACCGAGGAAAUGAAGUGAACGAAUGCUGGGUUUGUCCACGACAUCGGUCAUUUCCGGAGUGCAAAAAGGAUGGUAACUGUUUAGAAUUCAUGCGAACAGCAAUCCGGACAAGUUGUUCUUGUCAAAUGGAAAGCAGUGAGAUUUGUAAUAACUGUUUAAAUUUCAUGAAACAAUAUGAAAUUUCUAUUGCUGCUGAAUGCCUUGCGCGAAUUCAUUACAUCGAGAAGGAAAGGAACUGA
This is a messenger RNA of Loa loa (African eye worm), 1311 nucleotides long. RefSeq names its product jmjC domain-containing protein. The transcript is spliced from 6 exons. Gene Ontology annotation, biological process: positive regulation of translational termination; negative regulation of gene expression; protein hydroxylation. The record is from RefSeq and is a predicted model, not a curated record. Bases 28 to 1311 code for a protein of 427 amino acids. Lineage: Eukaryota; Metazoa; Nematoda; Chromadorea; Rhabditida; Onchocercidae. Gene Ontology annotation, cellular component: cytoplasm; nucleus. Gene Ontology annotation, molecular function: sequence-specific DNA binding; histone H4R3 demethylase activity.